GUUCUUCCUGGAGGCUCUGGGGGACUAGCUGUGAGACCUGGGGCAUGACCCCCUGUGGAUCAGUUUCCUCCUCUGGGAAAUGGGACAAGGGUAGCCCUUCCUCCCAGGGAUGCUGAGGAAUUUAAAUGAGACAACAGCUUCGAGAGCUGAUAGCACUCACAUUAAGGUGCAAUGGAGCCGCCGCGGGGCCCAAGGAAGCCUCUGUCAGGGAGGAGAGCCAGGUCUCUGGACAGGCUGCAGAACCCCCAGAAGGAUUCAGAGUCGUGCGACCACCGGUGCAUUUCCCGGCCCACCAGCCCCUCCAGGAGGAUGCCGCGCCGGGCGGCCAGCGAUGGGGCCAGAUGUCCCAAGAGCCCAGCUCAGUCUGUGGAGGCUCAGGGCACCACGACUGCAGCCCCCAGCCCGGAGGAGACCAGGGAGUUUCUCCCCAGUGAGCAGAGACCUCCGCAGGACACCAAGAAGGACAAGGCCCAGUGUCGGGCCCAGCAGGGGUGGCUGAGGACCAUGAUGAACUUCUUAUUUGGGAUGGGCCCCGAGGAGCCCAAGGAAAAGACCAACAAGAGGGCCAAGGGGAAGGAGGGCCUCCCCGAGCCCGCAGAAACCCCCGAGACACCAGGCGAGCCAGCUCCCAGGAAGAAAGCCCAUGGCAAGAAGGCCAGCCGCAAGAAACACGGUCAUAAGAAACAUGGUGCUGAGGAAACCAAGGGGACCCGAGAUCAGGAGGCCAAAGGGCAGGAGAUCAAGAUGGCUGGUGCCUCAUGCUGCAAGGAGGCUGAUCUGGGCCCAGCACCUGGGGGACGGAAAGUUUCUGACCUCCACCAGUUCUUGCUCCUUGAAGGUGGAGGUGCUGGAGUCCGGAAGGUUUCUUCCCAAGCCACAGGUCACCAGUGCGAAGAGGAGCUCGGAAAGCUUGACAAGGAUACCAUCAUCCAGAAGAUAGUGGAAUUUCUCCAAAAAGUGGGAGACCAGUGGGAAGAAGAGCAGCGUCAAGCCCCUCAGCCAGAGGUGGCUCCUCAAAACCCAGCACCAGUCUUCAGGAAGAAAUCCCAAGAGAGAAAGUCCAGCCUUAAGAAAGCCUUUUCUCAUAAAAAACACAGUUCUGAGGAGCCCAAGAGAGCACGGGCUGCAGAUGUUUCCAGCCCAGAGUCCCGGCCGCCCAGGAGGCCCAGCUUUCUGCCCCUGUGUGUUGGUGGCCAUCGGCCCUCCAGCUCCAGCAGCCCUGGUGUGGAAGAACCUGAAGUCCAAGAGGUUCUGUCUACAGACGGUGGGGAUCCAAGUCCCUUCGAGCUUUCCAACCCAGCAGGAAGCCGGGGACCCGAAGAGGACCUGCACCUGGACAGAGCCUCGGAAUUCAAAUUUAUCCAGAAGAUCAUUGACCUACUCCAAGAUGCAGAGGAGCAGGGGGGAGACAAGCAACUUCAAGUCCAGGAGCCAGAAGUGGCUGUAGGAAACCUGGCCCCAACCUGCAGGAAGAAAUCACAAGAGAAAAAGUCCAGUUUCAGAAAAGCCUUUUCUCAUAAGAAACAUGGCUUCAAGGAGCCCAAGAGAGGGGGUGCUGCAGGUGCUGCCAGCCCAGAUGCCCGGCCGCCAAAGAGGCCCAGCUUUCUGCCCCUGUGUGUUGGUGGCCAUCGGCCCUCUAUCUCCAGCAACCCUGAUCCGGAGGAUCUCGAGUUCCAGGAGUCCUCACCUGCAGAAGGGGGGCCAGUUGGAUCCUCAGAAGUACCCUCCCAGGCCAGAAGCCACAAUCCAGAAGCAGGACCUCAGCCGGAUGGAGCAAAUGAAUCUAAGGAGCUGAUCAUCCAGAAGCUGGUGGCCCUUCUCCAAGAAGCAGAUGGCCAGUUGGGGGAGCAGAUCAGGCAAAACCCCAGCUUUAAGAAGUUUUUUUACAAGCUCUCAGACUCUUCCCUCAGAAAGCUGGUAGCCACCCUGAGCACCCAGGAGGCCAACUCCACCGAACCCAAGAGAACCUCCCCGUUUGUCUUUGGCUUGGCUAACAAAUGUGCUGGCAGCAAUUACCAAGCCGUCCACAGCCUCACGGGCCUACACUACAGGCGACCCAGUUUUAGCCAGUUCCCAUACAGGGAGGACCAGCAGAACGACACAAAUCCUCAGAGCCAGAGUCCAGACUGAAAGCUGUGCUUUGCACUCAAGUUCCCUGAAUUAUCCAAACAUCGGCGGCUUUAGCCAGGAAACCCUGAAGAUGUCCCAAUCCAGUGCUUCACAGACAUGACUGAAGACAAGAGUGGGCAGCCAUUCUGCAUCCUUGCACCGUUGUGAGCUUAUCUCAGUGGAGAAUGCAGAAAUGUUCUUCCGCAAAGCUGGAGGCAGAGGCCAUGGGGGGGAAAUAACACUGGACUGGGAGUUAGGAGACCAGGACUCCACCUGCUCCCCUGCCCCAAACUUGCUGCAAGACCCUGUCCAUGUCCCAUGUCCCCUCUCCUCUCCAGACCUUGGACUCUGGGCUGGAUUAGUGACCCAUCAGAUCUCUUCUGGCUCUAUUAUGCUGAAGUCUCUCUAAAGAGAAUUAGUAAGUGCUUUCACUCUGUGGCUAAAUAUACCCACCCCACAGAGCUGGAGGCAAUCUUUAAGUACUGACCAAAUGAAUGAAUGGGGGGAUCUCCUGAGAUCUAGGCAAUUUUGCCAGGCAUUCUCUGGGAGGCCUUGGUCCUCAACUGGAAUUGUGCAACCCGUGGUUCUAUCUCUAAACUGGGAGCUAGGGAGGAAAUGGGGGAGCUACCUCAACAGGCAUUGGUCCAGAGCACUGGACCGGGAAUCAAGGCCUUUGCAUUCUGGGGCCAAUCCUAGUGUGUAGU
Molecule: messenger RNA, 2813 nt
Organism: Balaenoptera musculus (blue whale)
Lineage: Eukaryota; Metazoa; Chordata; Mammalia; Artiodactyla; Balaenopteridae
Gene: BNIP5
Product: BCL2 interacting protein 5
Exons: 12
Coding region: 172-2130 (652 amino acids)
Source: RefSeq, a predicted model, not a curated record